Crotalus tigris (Tiger rattlesnake) is the source of this 972-nucleotide messenger RNA. RefSeq names its product CUB and sushi domain-containing protein 2-like. The transcript has 3 exons. Bases 397 to 972 code for a protein of 191 amino acids. Lineage: Eukaryota; Metazoa; Chordata; Lepidosauria; Squamata; Viperidae. The record is from RefSeq and is a predicted model, not a curated record.
AACGGGGAGGGGGGAAUAGAGUACCAGUUCUCUCCCCAGGCUCCGGUGUGAUUUGGUUUAGUCCAGCUGCAGCAGCUGGGAGGGGGGAACACGGAGGCUGCCCAUCCAUUCGGAUUUUUCCUCCUAGAGAGAAAAAAAACAACAACAGGCACCCCACCUUAUUAUAUUAAUCUUAUACAUGUACGUAAGAUUAAACAAGGGCCAUCCUCCAGAACCCCCAAGCUGGAUUCUUCCCUUUCCUCCUCCGUUAGAUUCUUCCACUGAUCAAAGCAAGGAGAGGGGGGGGGUGAAAAGGAAAAGAAAUCCGGACCAAUCACCCACCUCCCUCUCUCCCCCCUCCUCCUCCUGUUCCCUCCUUCUCUUCCAAGCGAAUCAGCCCCCCAGCUCCUGUUUGACAUGCAAUCCUCUUUCGGUUGGGACAAGCCGGCAUGCCGCUGCAGCUUUAAACGGAAUUGGGGGAAAUUGGGGAUUUUUGCUCUCAUGACGGUGGAAGUGAGCUAUUGGAGCCGGAUUUUACUGCUCUCGGUGGGGGUUUUGGCAACAACGGCCACCGCCCAAAACUGCAGUUACAUUUUGCAAGGUCCAAACGGGACAAUACAAAGUCCGGGGUUCCCGUACGGCUAUCCAAAUUAUGCAAACUGUACCUGGACAAUCACCGCCACAGAACAGAACAGAAUACAACUUGUUUUCCAGUCCUUUGCGCUAGAGGAAGAUUUCGAUGUCUUAUCUGUUUAUGAUGGGUUGCCCCAACAAGGAAGCCUAAGAACAAGGCUCACGGGUUUCCAGCUGCCUCCUCCCAUUGUGAGUACUGGAGUGGUGCUGUCCUUGUGGCUCGUAAGUGACUAUGCUGUCAGUGCUCAAGGAUUUCAGGCUACCUAUGAAGGUAAGAUUGCGUUUGGUGAACUUCUGAUAUCCAUAUGCUGUGCCUCUAUAAAGGGAAUUUUCUGGAAAAGUAAAAGCUCUUCCAAAUAA